AUGGCAACGAGAAGAGUCCAGAGUCCAUCUCAAAAUUCUACUAGAAAAUAUGAUGGUUAUGAAUAUCAAUUGAUACCGGUUGAAAUUCCAAAAGAUGCAGAAAUAGGUCUUGUUGUUGGUCAUAUUGAAGGUCAAAGUUGGGUAUUUAUCGAUGAAAUUCUGCCAAAUGGAAUGAUCGAUAUGCAUGGUGUUCUUAAAGAAGGUGAUUAUUUAAUUCAAGUUGGAAUUUACAGUCUUACUAACGUUAAUAUCACAACAGCUUUAUUACUCAUUGAACGUGCUUAUGAUGAUGGACGAAAUGUAAAUUUUAAUUUAUAUUCUAAUUAUUUCAUAGAUUUAUUUUCUUUAGACUUUAUCAUUUGUUGCUGCUCGUCAAGAAAAAUCGAAUGUUAA
This is a messenger RNA of Rotaria sp. Silwood2, 393 nucleotides long. Lineage: Eukaryota; Metazoa; Rotifera; Eurotatoria; Philodinida; Philodinidae. The record is from the annotation of a GenBank genome assembly.